Molecule: messenger RNA, 1010 nt
Organism: Perkinsus marinus ATCC 50983
Lineage: Eukaryota; Perkinsozoa; Perkinsida; Perkinsidae
Exons: 3
Coding region: 1-867 (288 amino acids)
Cellular component (GO): membrane
Source: RefSeq, a predicted model, not a curated record
AUGGUUCAGCCAGUAUUCGAAGACUCAACGGUAGCCCUAUCAUCGUGUUUCCUCUGCGGAGUGCUCUUCUUUGCGGAGUUCUACCGCCUCAAGGGGGAUGUUAAUAAAGCGAGCCAAUACGUGGCAAUGUUCCAUCAUGUUGUCUCUACUGUACUAGCAGCUGCUGUCAUCAUUAUCAACUGGGACUCACUAUGGACCUUGGCUAGCUUCGGGUACAACACUGACUACUCCCUCGUCAACAUACUACAACAUUUCAACAUUGGUUAUUUCACAUACGACCUGGCCCAUGUUCUCACUUGGGACCGCAAGUUCCUCGGUCAUCAUGUAGUUGCCAUUGCUGGUUUCCUUACGUCUGAUGUCGCCAAUGUAUUCGGCCUGGCUAAUGCUGUGAACACUUUCAUCACGGAGUUGGGUUCAAUAAUGUACAACUACUACAAUACUAGACGCUCUACUACGACAUAUACAGUCUUCGUGGUAGCGUAUUCGAUCUCGAGAGCCUUCUUACUAACAUGGAGUUUCCGUGUGCUCUGGCAAGCGACUCAUCCUCCGGCCGAUUACGUGUACCCAUUUUGGGCUCCUUAUGCGAUGGUCAUUUUGCAGUCGUCAAUUUUCAUCAUUAACUUCAAGUUCCAGUUAACUCACUUGAGGAAACUAUAUAGGAUACUCUCCGGACAAAAGGCCGCGCCAAAGCCAGUCAAGAGUACUGAGACUGAACUGCAGUCGGGUGGAGAAGCGGUCAACAACAACAAGGAGGAGGAGGAGGAAGAGGAAAGCAUCAGCGACGAUGAGAAUCCGGCUAUUCCCAAACGAAUUUUACGUAAUCGUGCUAAUGGUGUUGCCCUUGGAGAGACGACCACAGUAGCUUAACAAAGGCCUUCCUUAAAUACCAUCAAUAUCAUUCAUCGUAGUUGUUUCUACUGAGACUGCUAUUUAUCGAGGCAUUGAUCCAUGGAUCAAAGCUGACCUAAAAUACCCUGUGAGAAUCGCUCACAGCCCUUUAUGCUCGGGCG